This is a messenger RNA of Triplophysa rosa, 1784 nucleotides long. Its product is annotated as GDP-L-fucose synthase-like. Gene Ontology annotation, molecular function: GDP-L-fucose synthase activity. Gene Ontology annotation, biological process: nucleotide-sugar biosynthetic process. Lineage: Eukaryota; Metazoa; Chordata; Actinopteri; Cypriniformes; Nemacheilidae. The record is from RefSeq and is a predicted model, not a curated record. The coding region runs from base 68 to 1036 and encodes 322 amino acids. The transcript is spliced from 10 exons.
UGCGCAUGCGCGUUGCUGUAACGCUGACGUCAGAGUGACAGAAUCCGGAUGUGGUUCAGAGACGCCGAUGGAAGGGCAGGUUGUGGCGAUGCGCGUGUUGGUGACGGGUGGCAGCGGGCUGGUCGGGCGAGCCAUCGAGUGGGUGGUAAAGAAGGAGGGUGGAGCAAGAGAAGGAGAGGAGUGGAUAUUCCUGUCAUCCAAAGAUGCCAAUCUCAUGAAUGCUGAAGAGACAAAAGCAGUCUUUCAGAAACAUCGUCCAACGCACGUCAUUCAUUUGGCCGCUAUGGUGGGCGGGCUCUUCAAAAACAUGAGACAGAACCUGGACUUCUGGAGAAAUAACAUUUACAUCAAUGACAACGUGCUGCAGGCGUCUCAUGAGGUCGGGGUGGUGAGAGUGGUCUCCUGUCUGUCCACAUGCAUCUUCCCUGAUAAAACAACUUAUCCCAUCGACGAGACUAUGAUCCACAACGGUCCUCCUCAUGAGUCUAAUUUUGGCUAUGCUUACGCCAAACGCAUGAUUGAUGUCUACAACAGGGCGUAUUUUGAGCAGUACGGGCGACAGUACACCUCUGUGAUCCCGACCAACGUGUUCGGACCUCACGACAACUUCAACAUUGAUGACGGACACGUGCUUCCCGGACUGAUUCACAAGACAUACCUGGCAAAGAAGGAAGGGAAAGCGCUGGAGGUUUGGGGCUCUGGUCGUCCCCUGCGGCAGUUCAUCUACUCUCUGGAUCUGGCUCGUCUGUUUCUCUGGGUUCUGAGGGAAUAUGAUGAGGUGGAUCCCAUCAUACUGUCAGUGGGGGAAGAGGACGAGGUUUCCAUCAAAGAUGCUGCAGAGGCUGUGGUUGAAGCGUUUGGCUUCCAGAAUGAUGUCAUUUAUGACACCAGCAAAGCAGACGGUCAGUUCAAGAAAACCGCCAGCAACGCCAAGCUACGCAAAUACCUGCCAGACUUCAAAUUUACACCGUUUAAAACAGCCAUCAAGGAGACGUGUGAUUGGUUUGAGGCCAAUCAUGACAUCGCCAGGAAAUGAAGAAAUCAUUGGAUGUCUUGAAACUGUUCAACUAUGCUGGACAUGAGUGAUAAAACAUACAGGCGUUUUUACAAAGAUGAAUCUUAUAAACUCUUCUCGUGAUUAUUUCAACGCUGUUAUCUACAGUUUAUUUGUGAUUCUGAAUAUUUUCAUGUGUUUUUACUGUUCAGGUUUUUUCUUACUUUCUAGUGAUCUGUAUAUUUCAAUAUUACACUCAUAUAUAAUAGUGAUGUUUGAAGAGAAACAGUAUUUUAGUCAGAAAUGAGUAUCAUUUAUUCAUGUCAUGUCAACCCUGUAUACGUUUCUUUCUCUCUUCAGAACACAAAGGAAGAUGUUGAUCAUCAAACAACACUGAACCCCAUUGACUUCCAUUAUAUGAACCCAAAACCACCGAGACAUUUCUCAAAAUAUCUUAAUUUGUGUUCCAUUGAAGAAAGACUCGCAGACAGAUUUACAAAAAAAAAACUCAUAGGCCCGGUUUCAUAGACAAGGCUUAGCCUAAACCAGGACUAUGCCUUAGUUAAAUUAGGCUAUUUAGGUCGCUUUUAUUAAAAUGCCUAGAAACAACAUUACCGAUGUGCAUCUUGAGACAAAACAAUGGCACUGACAUAGUUUAACAUAUGUUAUUUUCAGUUAAGACAGCUCAAAAUUCCUUUUAGUCUGGGACUAGCCUUAAGCCUUGUCUGUGAAACCGGGGCAUAGUAUUUUAAAUGACAUCUUAAACUUUUAAUAAAUUGUUGUUAACCUG